Emericellopsis atlantica is the source of this 1647-nucleotide messenger RNA. Its product is annotated as Alpha/Beta hydrolase protein. The record is from RefSeq and is a predicted model, not a curated record. Bases 1 to 1647 code for a protein of 548 amino acids. The transcript has 2 exons. Lineage: Eukaryota; Fungi; Ascomycota; Sordariomycetes; Hypocreales; Bionectriaceae.
AUGGCUGAGCAACGUCCCACGGUGAAACUGCCACAGGGCAUCGUCCAAGGCGUGACCCUCAAGAACAACCACCUCCCUCGGCCAGUGGAAGCCUUCAGGGGCGUCCCGUACGCAUUGCCACCGACUGGUGACAGGCGUUUUCGACAGGCGCAGCCAGUCGUGCCUCAUCCAGAUCUCGUGAUCGAUGCAUCUGCGUACGGGCCAGCGGCGCCGGGAAAGCCGCUCCUCGCAGGAGGGCCCAAGCUCGAGUAUAGCGAGGACUGUCUGCAUGCCAACAUCUUUCGCCAUGUGCCCGCCAGUGAGGAGGCGGAGACGAAGAAGGAGAGGAAACUGCUCCCCGUCGCGGUGUAUAUCCACGGGGGUGCUUUCAACAGGGGCACGAGCUCGGGGCACAACACGGCCAGCAUGGUGGCCUUCUCCGAGGAGCCCUUUAUUGCCGUGUCGUUCAACUACCGACUGGGCGCCCUCGGCUUCCUGCCCUCGACAGCCAGCGAGAAGGAGGGCAUCCUGAAUCUGGGCCUGAGGGACCAGCUGGUCCUGUUGGAAUGGGUCCGAGAUAACAUCCAUCACUUUGGAGGUGACAAGGACAGCGUCACUCUCUUUGGCCUCUCCGCAGGUGGUCACUCGAUUGGUCACUUGAUCAUGCACUACAAGGAGGGCGAGAAACCCCUGUUCCACCGUGCCAUCAUCGAGUCAGGGGCAGCCACCUCGCGCGCGGUGCGUCCGUACAAUGCACCCAUCCACGAGGAGCAAUUCCAGGAGUUUCUUAGGCAGGCAAAAAUGCCCACGGACACGCCUGCAGAGGGCAUCUUCCCGUACCUGCGCUCCCUAUCUACGGACGCCAUCUCAGCAGCGCAGACGGCCACGUUUGACAAGUACAAUCCGUCCCUGCGGUGGGCUUUCCAGCCCGUCAUCGACGGCGACAUCAUCCCCCGUCCGCCCCUGGAGACCUGGAAGAGCGGCAGGUGGCACAAGGUACCCAUCAUGACGGGCUUCACCCGGAACGAGGGCUCGUUGUACGUCAAGAAGCGUCUGGACAACCCGGCGCUGUUCCCCAAGUUCUUCGCCGAGCUGCUGCCUCUCCUGAGCGAGGAGGACAUUGCGACCAUUGAUCGGCUCUACGCGGACCCCUCCCAGCACCCAGACUCGCCCUACAAGGAGACGCGCGACAAGGUCGGCUCGCAGUACCGGCGCAUAGAGCAGGCCUACGCGCACUACGCGUACGUGGCGCCCGUCCGGCAGACGGCGGAGCUCGCGUCGCCGUCGACGCCCGUCUACGUCUACCAGUGGGCGCUCGAGGCCACCGUGCUCGAGGGCGCCCGGCACGGCGACAAUAUGCGCUACGAGUUCUGCGGACCGCUGGUGGUGGCUAUCUCCGAGGGGCAGAGGAGGCUGGCGAGGACGAUGCACGGCUACGUCACGAGCUUCAUCAUCGCGGGCGAUCCCAACGCCGUGCCGACGAGCGGGCUCGAGAGGCCCGCGUGGCCGCGGUACGAGGUCGGCCGGGCCAAGGCCAUGGUCUUUGGCGAGAAGGACAAGUCGCUCGUCGGGGGCGCGCCUGGGCCAGCGGCUGAGGUGCAGGACGACAGUUGGGAGCGGGACAAGUGCGAGUUCUGGUGGAGUAAGGUAGAGCUGUCGCAGCAGUAG